Molecule: messenger RNA, 347 nt
Organism: Ficedula albicollis (Collared flycatcher)
Lineage: Eukaryota; Metazoa; Chordata; Aves; Passeriformes; Muscicapidae
Product: protein FAM179A-like
Exons: 3
Coding region: 27-347 (106 amino acids)
Source: RefSeq, a predicted model, not a curated record
GCUGGAGCUGGGGCUGCGGCCGCUCCAUGGCGGGUGCCUCGCCCGGGGCCGCAGCGCUCAGGCCUGACCCUCUCCUCACAGUGACCUCGCCGGCGGCCCCCGGUGCCCAGCGCCGAGAGGAGCUGCUCCGUGGGCACGGGCACAAGGACACGGCCUGUCCUGACCCACAGCAGGCCCUGCUCCAGGCACUCUCCUCGCUCGGCAGCGAUGACUGGGAGAAGAAGGAGAAGGGACUUGUCAGCCUCAAACACCUGGCUGGGUCCCAUUCAGAAGUCCUGCGCUCAAAACUUCGUGACAUUUGCUUGGCAGUUACCAGCGAGGAGCACAUGACUCUUUUAUCCUUAUGA